Solanum stenotomum is the source of this 1359-nucleotide messenger RNA. Its product is annotated as lysine-specific demethylase JMJ25-like. The record is from RefSeq and is a predicted model, not a curated record. Gene Ontology annotation, molecular function: histone H3K9 demethylase activity; transcription coregulator activity; chromatin DNA binding. Bases 1 to 1359 code for a protein of 452 amino acids. Gene Ontology annotation, biological process: regulation of transcription by RNA polymerase II. The transcript has 6 exons. NCBI's taxonomy places the organism in Eukaryota, Viridiplantae, Streptophyta, Magnoliopsida, Solanales, Solanaceae. Gene Ontology annotation, cellular component: histone deacetylase complex; chromatin.
AUGGAAAACAAGGAAAAAGAAUCAUCUGAUAUGGAUAUCAGCACUGGAGAUGAAGAAAAAGUUGAUAAUUCAAUGGAGAUGACGAAUAAGAAGAGGAAGAAAAUGAGUUUUUCUAGUGAUGCGGAAAACCACAGAAAGAGAGGGAAGUCUAAAAUGUGUCAUCAGUGUAAGAAGAGUGACAAAGACAGACUUGUGUGUUGUUCCAACUGUAAAGAUAAAACAUUUUGCCUUCCUUGCAUCGAACGAUGGUACCCUUGGAUACCAGAAGAGGCCUUCUUAAGUGCUUGCCCUGUAUGUCGUAACCUUUGCAACUGUAAAGAAUGUUUGCUGUUACAGGAGCUACCGAAAGAUUUGUUGAAUAUAGAUGUGAAGUGCACUGAUGAAGAAAAAAUCGUCUACUCUAAAUACAUAGUACGCGCACUUUUGCCUGCUUUGGAACAACUCAAUACUGAGCAAAUGAUUGAAAAGCCGAUGGAGUAUCAGAUUGGAGAUUUUGAGGCUAAUACACACAAAGCAGAAAAUGAGAAGAACAAGUCCAUUUAUUGCAACUAUUGCAGUGCUUUUAUUGUUGACUUUCAUCGGAGUUGUUCUAGUUGUUCCUAUAAACUUUGCCUUACUUGUUGCAAAGAAUUACGGAAUGGCAACUUGCAAGCAGAUGCAUCCGAGGUGAGGAUGCAAAAUAUUGACAAUGGACCAAGUUAUUUGCCUGGAAUGGCUGAAGUUAUAACAAGGGAUCAAACCGAGGUCGCUAUGGAAUCUAAAUGGAAACCCAUGGAAAAUGGUGCCAUUUCUUGCCCACCAAAAGAUAUGGGAGGCUGUAGUGAAGGAACAUUAUAUUUGAGGUGUCUAUUUUCUGAGUUACUGAUAUUCGAGUUGUUACUGAGAGCUAAGGAAAUAGCUCAAAAAUGUAACUUGCAUGUAGAUUCAGCACUGGACCACUACAGUUCAAAAUCAAAGGGGGAACCUAGUACUUCUGGUCCCAAGGUACGUAAGGCAGCUGCUCGGGAAAAUUCUAGUGAUAAUUACUUAUUCUCCCCAGCAGCUGUGGAUAUUCAGAGCACAAAUUCAAUGCAUUUCCGGUUCUCUUUUUCCAAGGGUGAACCAGUUAUUGUAACUGACGUUCAUGAUAGAGCAUUGCGAUUGAGCUGGGAGCCUACGGUAAUAUGGAGUGCCUGUCGACAAACCAUGAAGGCUGUUGAUAUCUUAAAUUGCUCCAAUUGGUGCAUGCACGUACUCAACCUUUACAAGGUACACAUUGCUUAUGGUUUUCCUAAGGAGCUUGGACGUGGAGACUCGGUCACCAAACUACACUAUGCUCUGACUGAUACGGUAUGUUUGGCUCCUUCAGCUGUAGUGUAA